This is a messenger RNA of Bemisia tabaci, 3699 nucleotides long. RefSeq lists its product as uncharacterized. NCBI's taxonomy places the organism in Eukaryota, Metazoa, Arthropoda, Insecta, Hemiptera, Aleyrodidae. The record is from RefSeq and is a predicted model, not a curated record.
CACAGCUCCAUCAUCUACCAUCAAAUUUUUGCAGGCCGCAGAAAUUUGAUGGUAGAUGGUGCGCACCAGUCACCAUUUGAUCGGAAAUUGAUGGAAAUUUGAGCGUGUAACCAGCACAUAUGGGGGAGGGGUCCAUUUCAAAAACUUGACGGUAAAUUUACAUUAUUUUGUGUACAUCCCUGAUAAUGUUUUAUGUCCCUCCUUCAAAAGUAAAAAAAAUGCACAAUUGACGAGGCUAAGGGGGAGGGGGGAGGUCCAGACCCCCUGGACACCCCCCCCCCCCGUUUACGCCACUGCCAAAGAGAAUAUAAGACUGUGAGAGACUGCAUUGAAUAGAGAUAGUGCGUGACAUCACAGCCGUGAUAGUGAAGAGAGCAGUAAGUGAAUGGUGCAACUAUUCGACCUCUAAGGAAACGCUAGGAAGUAUCUUCUCUCAAUGAAGGCGUUUCUUACGCAUCGUCACUUUUCAUCGAGGACAUAUCCCCUGAGGAACCACAUCACUCGCUAAUAAAUGCUGCUACACGGGUGAUCGGAUUUUUGAAUGAUGCAACUAUUCGACCUCUGAGGCAACGCUAGGAAGUAUCUUCUCCCAAUGAAGGCGUUUCUUAAGUGUCGUCGCUUCUUAGCAAAGGAUCAUCGAUCAUCUGAACCAAUCGCAUAUAACGACUAACCUGAGCCUCUACUCCGUUGAUCUGGUUUUAAAUGUAUAAUAUAGGACGGUUUCAAUGUCUUACACGGCCUGCGCUGAUAGCGUCCGUGAUAGCAAAGAGACCAGUAAGUGGAAAAAUGAAGUUCUGAGAAAACGGGCUCAGAAACGUUCUCACCGGAAAAUUGUAUUGAAAGAAGCCUCCGUUCUUGGUCAAAUUGCAACUGAUCGUCCGGAAGACUCCAAGAAAUCGUUUGGAUGAUUAAAAAUCGACUGAUUUUAUUUCAAUUACAUAAAAAGGGUAUUUUUCAUUUUCAUCCUAGGCUAGUGUUAGGUGAGACAGCUGUAAUUGCUAUCUUCUGCAUGCUUUCGUGGUUGCGUUUUAGGCACGCAACAAACACAUUUUCAGGUCAGAAAUUUGCAGAAAAGGGCGGCAUUUUACAUGAAAGCACAGCUUUCAUUGGCUCUCUAGAGGAAUAUUGUCACUUACUGCUGUCUUGCUUGGGACUACGUCAAUUUUUGCGCACUUACGGCUUUCUCAUUCGUUUGGUUUUAAUACGAUUUACGUGAAUUUUGCUGCUUUAGCUGAUUCAGUGAUUUCAUUUGAAAGAGAUUAGACAAAUUUAGAAGGAAACUCGCUUUAGAAAAUUUGACACUUACCGCUCUCUUCGCUAUCGCGACAGAUCAGAUCUUCUCGCACUAUUUUCUCAUGCCAAUCAGACACCCGACGACUGAUUUUUCAUACCUUACGGAUCAUAACAUGGAAAAUCGAAACCAAUUAAAAAAAAAAGUCUGAAAUGAGCGAUUUGUUUUUCUCGUGGAAUAAUGAGGAAAAACAUGUUCGAGGUGGUUCAAUGCGUACGUUGGACCAGAAUCCAUUAUAAGCAAGCCGUAAGGGGAUGUCAUCCGUAUCCUGAUACCACAAUAACGCUAAAUUAUGUUGUUAAAAUAACUAAAAAAUCAAAAAAAUGUUUCAUAGAUGUUCCUUAAAAUGGGGAUAAACUUAAUUAUUUAAGAAACUACUCUGAAACUUUUCAUUAGUUAGGUUAUAGUGUCAUACAUUCGUUUUUGUUUUUUUAACAAGUUUUUUUAAUCAUAUUAAACUAUUUAAAAGUAGUUGAAAUAAAUUUAAGUUUUACAUUUAUUUUUAUUUAUUGUUAAAAACACAAUAAGAAGUUUUAUCGAAAUGUAUUUUAAAACAAUUAAUACACACACACACAGGAGAGAGGAUUCUAUUCCACAAGACAGAAUGCCCUUGCAUAAUAUUUGUCGUCUUAUCAUAACUCGUGUUGCAUCUGUAUUGAUCUCAGUGCUUUGAACUGGCUCAUUAUGUUUCUAAACCUGCAUUCCGUUGCGAGCAACAACUCUGAAAUUGAUUUAUUUCUCUUCAAGAAAAAUGCUACAAUUCCAGUUUUACAUUGGCUUCAUCCUUCAUAAAUUUGCAUUUCUUUUACCAUCAGAUGAACAUUCUUGUCCUUUUCCAACCUCCAACCCAGAACUCACUAGUUUACGACCUUUGGCGAAGAUUUACCAAGAUGAGAGAGAACCUUUCCGUGGAGUGGUCGGCCGUCGGACGUACGUCGAUAAAACGGCGUUCAUCAAACACUUCCUGGACAUCCGCGAGCAGCUCGUCCUGGUGGCGCCACCCAACUUCGGCAAGUCCACCAACCUCCACAUGCUCAAGCACUUCUUCCAGAUCCCUGUCGACUCCAGAGGUGCCAACCUCACCAGCGUCAUGGCAGAAAAAGCUGUCUUCUUUGGCAACCUCUCCAUCUGCAAGAACCACCCCUCCAUCUGCCGUAGUCAUCUAUCGAGCGCCCCGGUCGUAUUUCUAGACCUGGAGUCGGUGAACGGCUCCACUCCAACGGAGUUCCACGAGACUUUCCGGAGCGAGGUGGAGCGGAUGUUCCGGACGCACGGGUACCUCUCGAAGAGUGAGUCGCUCUCUGCGUUCAACAAGGAAGAGUUCGCGGCCUACGAGUCUCACAGCCAGAGGCCCCACCGGACGAUCGGCUUCUACAAGUGCGGAGUAGACGUUCUGACCAGGCUCCUCUUCACCCACCACCGGCGCAAGUGCAUCCUCCUCGUCGACAAUUUCGACCGCCUCGCCGUCGCAGCCAUGCUCGGCAAGGACGAGGAAAAUCUACUUCCGGUGGAAGUGGACGACAUCUACUUCUCGCUGGGGAAGACGGCGAAGCAUUCGGAGUUCGUAUCCCGAACUUUGCUGACCGGGGUGUUCCGGAUGGGGAGUCACCGACAGUGGCACGACGCCAACCUCUUCUACCACUCCAUCUUCGCCGACCCGCAGAUCAGCCAGCAUUACGGACUCACCUUGGCCGAGGUAGAGACACUCAUCGGGCGCUUGGGUCGGAGCAAAGACCACAGCAACGUUGAUCUCCACGGGAUCAAGCACUACUUCGACGGCUACAGAAUCUCCGACAAACAGAUCAAGGUUUUCAACACCGGGACCGUUGUCGGGUACUUGGAGGGAGCUGAUGAGGAUGAUCUUAUUCCCUCGUUGCCUCUCUUCAGCAUCUAUAAACCACUUUUCAGGUUUGAACUGUUGGGUGAGCACCUACAGGAGGCUGGCGAGCAUGGGACGGAUUUGGCUCCGCAAUGGGUGAUCUCGAUUACGGACCUAUUUCAGCUUCGAGAGGCCGUCAACGCGAAUGUGACCAACUUCAACGGGACCCACGAUAAGGACCUCCUGGUGCAGCUUCUCCAGGAGGCCGGCUACUUCACGGCCACCUCUCGGCACCCCAACGGAUCCGUCCAUCUUGAGAUCCCUUGCUUAGCCGUCAAGGAGGCUUACGAGGAUCUCGUCUACCAUGACGAGUCCUUCGUCAUCGAGGAGGAGAGGUUGGAGAAGGAGCUCGAAGCUGACGCCACGAAAAACAACACACAUGGCCGUAAGGGGAAGAAGAAAGGUCCAUGAUUGUCAUAAGAGACGAAAUGCGCUAGUUACACGCUCAAAUUUCCAUGAAUUUCAGAUCAAAUGGUGACUUGUGAACACCAUCUACCAUCAAAUUUCUGCGGCCUGCAAAAAUUUGAUG